AUGUUCAUCAAAUCCGAGGCCCUGGAAGUAAAGGAGGACGGGGAGGUGCUGGUGCUGCUGGGCGCGGCCUCCCCCGGCGCGGCGGCGCUCACCCCGCUGUCGUCCAGCGGCGACGAGGACGAGGAGGAGCGGGCCGCGUCGGGCGGGGCGCGUCGGCCGCGCGGGGCCGGGCCUGGGGCACGGCUGCCGGGCCUGGGGCCCGAGUGCCGGCGGCGCCCCUCCCGGGUGCGGGCUGUCCCCCGCAGCACCAGGGCCGCCGAAACGGCGCAGCGCCUGCAGAAGAGCCGGCGGCUGAAGGCGAAUAACCGCGAGCGCAACCGCAUGCACAACCUGAACGCGGCGCUGGACGCGCUGCGCGACGUGCUGCCCACGUUCCCCGAGGACGCCAAGCUCACGAAGAUCGAGACCCUACGUUUCGCGCACAACUACAUCUGGGCGCUCACGGAAACCCUGCGCCUGGCCGACCACUGCGCGGGCGCCGGCCUGCCGGGCCCGCUGCGCCCCGAGGCCGCGCUGCUGAGCCCUGUUGGCGCGCUGGGUAGCGUGGCCGACAGCCUGUCUCCCGUGUCCACCUGCAGUUGCACUGGCAGCCCCGCGCCGUCCGCGUCCACGUCCCCCUACAGCUGCGCCUUCUCCCCCGCCAGCCCCACGGGCUCGGACGGGGACUGCUGGCCGCCGGCGGCCCCAGACCAGCGCCACUGCGCUCCUCGCUGCCCAGUGCCCAGGGACUGCAUGUAG
Molecule: messenger RNA, 738 nt
Organism: Rhinolophus ferrumequinum (greater horseshoe bat)
Lineage: Eukaryota; Metazoa; Chordata; Mammalia; Chiroptera; Rhinolophidae
Gene: NEUROG2
Product: neurogenin 2
Exons: 1
Coding region: 1-738 (245 amino acids)
Molecular function (GO): protein dimerization activity
Source: RefSeq, a predicted model, not a curated record